AUGACCGACAGCAGCACAUUCAACAUUGUCAUCGUAGGUGGUGGUAUUGCCGGUCUCUCGGCGGCCAUCGCACUGCGAGGACCCAAUCGACGCAUCACCGUGUUGGAACAAAGCAAGUUGAACAAGGAGAUAGGCGCAACGAUAUCAAUUUUUGAGAAGCAAUGGGGUCUAGAGGAAGCUCUCGCUAAGAAGGGCGCCAUGGCUGACAAGGCUUUUCGUAUCUAUGACACCGAAGGCAAACUUCAUGCAGAGAUCCCAUUUCAUCUGAAGAAGAGCUAUGGAGCUGAACGAAUGGUAUAUCACAGGGUUGACUUACAUGACGCCUUGAAAGACGCCGCAAGCAAGGAGAGUGAAGAAGACGGCCCGGUUACCGUCCGUACCGGAUGUGUAGUCCAGACCUGCGACCCAGAUGCCGGUAUUGUGACGCUGGAAUGUGGCGAGGAGAUCGAAGGGGAUCUCAUCAUCGGAGCAGAUGGAAUAAAGAGCGUUCUGCGGAGAGCUGUCAUCGGGAAAGAGGCGCCGGCCAUUCCCACUGGCCUGUCUGCGUACCGACUCAUCAUCGACAGCGCGGAGCUAGAGCAGGACAAGGACUUCACAUCGGUGAUAGAUCCAAGAGAGUCUUUCACGACAAUGAUCAUGGGACACGACCGAAGAAUCAUCAUGGGCCCUGCAAGAGACGGUUCCAUCUAUAGCAUUGUUGCUCUUGUUCCCGAUGAUCAAAUGCAGGAAAACGCCGAAGGGAAAUCGUGGACCACCAAGGGCGACCCCGAAAAGCUCAGAGAAACAUUCCAAGUCUUCCCAGCCUGGGCAAAAGCAGUUUUCAAGAACUGCACCGAAGUCGGACUUUGGCAAUUGCGAGACCUGGAUCCUCUGGAAACAUGGUACCGCGGAAGAACCAUCAUCAUUGGCGAUGCAAGCCAUCCUAUGCUUCCGACUCAAGGCCAAGGAGCCAGCCAAAGUGUCGAGGACGCGGAGGCCCUUGGCGCCAUCUUUGCUGAUAUCAAUCAAAAGCCCUCUAAAGAAGACACCGUAUUCGAAUGCAGGUACGACCGAGCCACGCUGAUCCAAGGCUACAGCAGACAAUCUGGCAAACCCGCGACGGACAAGUCGAGUAAUAAGAUCACCAUGAACCCCGGAGAGUUUAUGGAUUACAACUGUAAUUACAGUGGAGCGAAGGAUUGGAUUGAAAAACAGGCUGAGAUGAAGAAGGAUCUCGUUGAUGGGCCUGCUGAGAAGGAUCCGCUUCCUGCAAUGGCGAAGCAGAUGAAGGCUGUGUCUCUGGGGAGUGAUUGA
This is a messenger RNA of Colletotrichum karsti, 1293 nucleotides long. RefSeq lists its product as uncharacterized. The record is from RefSeq and is a predicted model, not a curated record. The transcript is spliced from 12 exons. Lineage: Eukaryota; Fungi; Ascomycota; Sordariomycetes; Glomerellales; Glomerellaceae. Gene Ontology annotation, molecular function: monooxygenase activity; FAD binding. The coding region runs from base 1 to 1293 and encodes 430 amino acids.